AUCAUAUCAGAACGGUUCGUUAUACCGGAGCCAGCGAGAACGAUCACGAGAUCGUUCGGAGCGGAUAAAAUUGAGCUUGUCCUCGUCGAGCAUUCGGAACUUAGGAACAUUCGUAUAAUAGACUCCAUCGUGUUCAGUUGUGUACUUCAAUUCUAUUGUGUAGUUUUUUAUAGUUAAUAGUAAAAGUGUUCAACAAGAAACAUGAAGGUGCUAAUCGUUUUGGCGGUUGUUAGCUGUCUAGCUUCAGUAUAUGCUGAGCAGUCCAAAAAGGCGAUCGUAUUUCUGCAAGGCACUUCCGGCGUGUCUGGAAACGUAACUCUAUCCCAGCCAUCAUGUACCGAGCCGGUUUUGAUUGAAGUCAGCAUCAUUGGACUCAGUCCCGGAAAGCAUGGAUUCCAUAUUCACGAAAGGGGUGACUUGAGCGAUGGAUGCACUAGCACGGGAGGCCACUAUAAUCCCGAUAAGGUGACUCAUGGCGGCCCAGCUGAUCAAGUUCGUCACAUUGGUGAUCUGGGAAAUGUUGUUGCCGAUGAAAAUGGAAUAGCAAAGACCUCAUUCUCGGACACGGUCGUUUCAUUGUUCGGAUCCUACAGCGUUUUGGGCCGUGCUAUUGUCGUCCACGCCGGAGUCGAUGAUUUUGGCAAAACUAACCAUCCAGAUUCGCUUAAAACCGGAAAUGCUGGAGGCAGACUGGCUUGUGGAAUCAUCGGAAUCCUAUCACCAUUCGAUGAACCAGAGCAGCUAUGCAGUGGCGGUCAAUCUAUUAGACCCAUUCAUGUUGUGCUAGGAUUGAUGAUAGGCAGUUUGAUAGUUCGUGCCCUUGGAUACUGAUUUUUACUAGGCUGAAACAUGUUCCAUCAAUCAUCUGUUACAUUGACACUUUCCACCAGCUUUUGCAACCAUUAAACAGAAUGACAGGCGGUUCAUUGAACUGUAUAAUUUCCAAAAAAGUUACCACCUACCAAGCAACUCAUCUUACCAGACCAGUUGGAUACGACAUUUUCCUGCGACACAAGCUCGAUCGAUGAAAUGGAAGCAUUAUAAGUGGAUUUUUGCGUGAAGAAAGCAUUCCUUUGUUGACUACAUCUUUAUACUUAUGUUUAUGUACUGGAAUAUACCUGAUGCUCGUUGCCUUAUUUAUUUUCAAUGUAAAUAUUUCAUUUAAUUAUAAAGAACGUUCGCUCCUUCCCUCAAUACUGAAUCACAUAGCGUGUUAAGUUUGUAAUCUUAAUAGCAGUCGUCUCGUCUGAGGGCAAUAUAUUAUUUUAAGAAGAUGCACCACCUGCUAAGUCAAAUGAAAAUGGUAAUCAGGUGUGCAUUUCGAAAGUAAUUGAAUAAACACUUGCCGUGGUCAAUU
This is a messenger RNA of Aedes aegypti (yellow fever mosquito), 1357 nucleotides long. RefSeq names its product superoxide dismutase [Cu-Zn], chloroplastic. Gene Ontology annotation, molecular function: copper ion binding; superoxide dismutase activity. The transcript is spliced from 4 exons. The record is from RefSeq and is a predicted model, not a curated record. The coding region runs from base 202 to 831 and encodes 209 amino acids. Gene Ontology annotation, biological process: removal of superoxide radicals. NCBI's taxonomy places the organism in Eukaryota, Metazoa, Arthropoda, Insecta, Diptera, Culicidae.